This is a messenger RNA of Tribolium madens (black flour beetle), 1094 nucleotides long. RefSeq lists its product as uncharacterized. Gene Ontology annotation, cellular component: chitin-based extracellular matrix. Bases 54 to 1004 code for a protein of 316 amino acids. Lineage: Eukaryota; Metazoa; Arthropoda; Insecta; Coleoptera; Tenebrionidae. The transcript is spliced from 2 exons. Gene Ontology annotation, molecular function: structural constituent of chitin-based larval cuticle. The record is from RefSeq and is a predicted model, not a curated record.
AACACUUAAGGACGAAUUUUCUAAUAGUUGUUGCGAGUUCUUACAGAAGCGCAAUGAAAUCUCUGGUGGUAUUGAUAGUAGCGACACUAACCUAUGGUACUCACACAUCCCACGUGGUACCACUUGGUGUGACAGUUGGUCUAACACCAUACUCCCACCCAAUUAGCUCACUUUACCACAGUCAAGACAUUAUCGGGCAGUACGCUUAUGGUUACGCCACCCCGACUAGUACCAAAGCCGAGACCAAAACCGCUGAUGGGGUGACCCAUGGUGGGUACUCCUACAUCGACUCCAACGGGAUCCUCCAAACGGUCCAAUACACAGCUGAUCCCAUCCAUGGGUUCCGAGUCGCUGCUACCAACCUCCCUCAGGACGUACCGGAAGUGGCCUAUGCCAAAGCCAAACAUUUGGCCGAUUUUAACGCCAUUGCUGCCCAUAAUGCGAACCCAGCGGUGGUACCACAAGACUUACCGGAAGUGGUUCAAGCCCGCGCCAGACACUUGGCGACCUUGCAAGCCGCUUACGCUGGUACCACCGCUCCUGAACCAGUCCAAGACCUACCAGAAGUGGUCAAAGCACGAGCCGAACAUUUAGCUGCAGUAGCGGAGGUUCGAGCCCGAGAUGCUGCCAUUCAUUUAAGUCCGGUUGAAGUGACCGGAAAUGUGGUACCGGUGCAAACAGUAGCCGCUGUUGGUACUCCCAUUUCGUACCCGGCGAUUUCGGGACAGUACCACUCCCAGGAUGGGUUUGGGCAGUACUCGUAUGGGUAUGUGGGCCCUUUGAGCUCCAAAAGUGAGACCAAAACGGCCGAUGGGGUUACCAGAGGAGGGUACUCUUAUAUUGAUGCUAAUGGGGUACUACAAACAGUGCAUUACAUUUCCGAUCCGGUUAAUGGUUUUCGAGUCGCAGCCACGAAUCUUCCCCAAGGGCCAAGUCAAGGACUAGUACCACAAAAAAUUGCUAAAGUAGUACCAGGGAUUUAUACGCAUGAAGUUUACUAUUAGCGUGAUUGCGUAAUUAAUUAGUUUGUAACUUUACUUUGAUUGGUUUAAAUAUGUAACAUGCUAAUAAAUAAUAAAUUAUGUUUUUAUUGA